CUAUCUCCUCUCAUAAAUAUAUAUUCCUGUACGCAAGCUCCGUUUGAUUGAAAUUGUGCCAUUUCUAAUUUUCUAUCUACAAAAAGAAAAAAAAGGAAGAAAAAAUUGUGCCAUUUAUACAUGCUGAUCAUGAAUUGGACCUGACCUCCCAAGUUAGAGGUAGAGUCCUCUUUCCGUAGUAAAAUACACAAAAUGUCCCCGAAAUCACUAUCCUCUGCAGCUCCGAGUCAUCCUCAGGCAGCCACAGGGAAUUCGACGACGGAGGACACGCUCAGAUCGAGCUCUGAAUCCUCGCCCGCCUUUACCGUCAACUUCAGUCGGAAAUACGCCCACACUCUCGAAAGGAACUCCUUCAAAGAGAUGUGGUCCAAAAUUCACCCCACCACCGCCACCCACCAGCUACGAUGGGAGCAGGUGCUUUACCCAGACCGAGAAUGCGUGGAAGACGCCCUUCUCCACGCCAAGUCCAACACCCUCACCGGUCUCGCCAAAGCCUACUUCGACCGCACCGAAAACGCCGCCCAUCUCUGCCAACUCCUCCUCGACAGCGUCUGUAGUGCGCGAGCCCUCUAUGCGGGUCUCCACGCCUUCCUCCGAGACUCUGACUCCCCCUCCCGUUCCUCCUUCACCCAACCCCAGUGCAACCGCGUCUUCGACCUCUUCCGGGAGUUCGAUCGCCCCGGAAACCCUUUCGCUGGUCAUCAAUCCCACGGUUUAAACAUGUUCUCCCAGCUCAAGCAAGAUCUCUGCAGUUGCCGCAAGUCCCGCUCUCGUAUCGGCCUCCUCCGCAGUUGGGGCUGCUGCUGCCGCUGUUCCCAUUUCGACUCCAAAGAAGCUGCCCGUAUGGCACCACUUCACGAUGUUCUUUCGAGCACUAUUGUUCUAAACGAAGAGCUCAACACCGUCGACUGCUUCGUUCGUCAUUUGUGUGGUGCGGUUGACCGUGACAAGUCCCUUGUUCGCAUGGCCCUGGAGAGGGACAGCGAAAAGCAUUUCAUCAUUAACACUCUUUUAACAGAUCACGUAGUCAAAGAAAUCCGGGAGAACCAUCAGAGUUUCGAAGAACUUGAGGAACGUAUAUGCAUAUGCUUUAAAUCCAUCAAUAAGGCCAGAGCUCUACUCCUCCAGGAGAUCCAUCUUCAUCAUACUUUAGUGUCAACAGAUUACAGACAUAGGCAAGGAGCUCAAUAAGCUGCUAACUCUCAUGAAAACUUUGUAUACAGUCCAGGAUGAAGCUUCAACUAUGGUGGUGGAAAAGUAUCAGAGGAUUCUAGAGCUUUUCAUGAUUUGGGAAUAGCUUCAUAUAUACCUGAUUAUCUCUGGUCUUUGGACCUCUUUACUGGGGACAACCAGCUACAAGCCAUUUCCUUACAUAACACGAUCAGAUACGUAAGAAAAGAUAUUAGCUUCACAAGAAUCGUGGACAAAGACGCUCAAUUGUGACCUUGGAAGAUGGCUACCAUGAGCGAUGAAAUGAAAGAAAUUUGUUUUGCGUCAAACGCAUUGAUUCUGAAAUUCAUGAAUUAUUUAUUAAUCUUCGUGGGAUAUAAAUACAUCUCAUACAUAUCUCACAUUUAAAUUUACUAUUGGAUUUUGGGACCAGAUACAAAUUCAAUGAUGAAUUUGGAACUUUGUUGUAUGGAGAUAUAUAGAAAAUGCAUUUGUAUCAUAUCUCA
Alnus glutinosa is the source of this 1676-nucleotide messenger RNA. RefSeq names its product UPF0496 protein At3g19330-like. The record is from RefSeq and is a predicted model, not a curated record. Bases 193 to 1191 code for a protein of 332 amino acids. The transcript has 4 exons. Lineage: Eukaryota; Viridiplantae; Streptophyta; Magnoliopsida; Fagales; Betulaceae.